GUCCCAGCGACUGUUUGCACCUGUCUGAGCUUUUGAAAAUGUUGACCCUACUAGUUUAUUUUAUAACUCUCCAAAUCAUGUGCUGUAGGGUCUGAGAAGGGAAGGAAAAACAUCUGAUUUUAGUCUUCCGGCGCUGGGGACUGAAAAUCAGCCUGCAGCCAUAGUGAACAUCCCUAUUUUGAUACAGUCACAGUAAAAGUGAAAGCAGAGGUCCUGCCAUUUCCUCAUUCACAGUCCCAUGUGACGAGCCUGGGAGAGCAAACCGAACUCCUUCUUCUAGGCAUGCAGUCAGAGCAGGAAGGGUGUUAGGGUUCACUCAGGAGCCAACCUUGGGAGGAGAAUUUGCGGGAAUUCUUGCUGCCUGCUGAUCAGUUCAGGAUUCCUGCCUAGAAAUCUCCACUGGGCGAACUCCCGUCAGACCAGAAUGAAGCUGUUGCUUUGUAUCUUCCUGGCCUCUCUUGCUUCUGCUGCUACUGCACAUCUACACUCAGACCCGACGCUGGACAACCACUGGGAGCUCUGGAAGAAAACCUAUGGCAAGCAAUACAGCCACAAGAAAGAGGAAGGGGAACGGCGCGUGAUCUGGGAAAAGAACCUCAAGCUCGUUAUGCUGCAUAACCUUGAGCACUCACUGGGGCUGCAUUCCUAUGAGUUGGGCAUGAACCACCUGGCAGACAUGACCAGCGAGGAAGUGGCUGCUUUGUUAACUGGAGUGAAAAUUCCCCACCGACCUGACCGGAAUUCCACCUACAAGCCACGCCCGGGCAGCCAAGUGCCGGACUCCAUGGACUGGAGGGACAAAGGAUGUGUUACUGAUGUGAAGAAUCAGGGGCCCUGUGGCGCCUGCUGGGCUUUCAGUGCUGUCGGUGCCCUAGAAGCCCAGGUGAAACUGAAAACUGGAAACCUGGUGUCUCUUAGCGCACAGAACCUAGUUGACUGUUCCACUAUGUAUUGGAACCACGGCUGCAGCGGUGGAUUUAUGACCUACGCCUUCCAGUACAUCAUUGAUAAUGAUGGCAUUGAUUCGGACGCUUCCUAUCCGUACACAGCUCAGAACGGAACAUGUCACUAUAACCCUGCCACACGAGCCGCCACCUGCUCCAAGUUCGUUGAGCUCCCGCAUGCCGAUGAAGCAGCCCUGAAGGAUGCUGUAGCCAAUAUCGGACCUGUGUCUGUCGCCAUAGAUGCGAAACAGCCUUCGUUUUUCCUGUACAGAUCAGGAGUCUACGAUGAUCCACGCUGCACUGAUGAUGUGAAUCAUGGGGUUCUAGUUAUCGGCUAUGGCACCCUGGAUGGGAAGGACUUUUGGCUUGUGAAAAACAGCUGGGGUGAAUAUUUCGGUGACAAAGGGUACAUUCGAAUGUCCAGGAACAAAGGAAACCACUGUGGGAUUGCCAGUUAUGGCUCUUAUCCACAAAUAUAGAGGGACGCUCUGCUUCAGAAUGCACUCUGGAGAUGUGGUCUGUUAAAUUGCGAAUCUUAGCCUUGCUGUAAUCUAACUGCUCUGUUUGAGAACAAUGUACGGGCUGUAGUGGCAAAAUCCUCCCAUCAGAUCCAUCUGACGGACCUGAGAUAAGUAGCCAAAAUGAUGAAUGAUCGUGGUUGGUCUGGUCCAGAAUUUGGGCACUUGUAGCUCACUCUCCCUAUCCCACAGGGGUGUUUUCAAUUGAUUAAUGUCUAUACAUUGCUUUGCGCAUGUGAAGUGCUAUUUCAGUGCUAAGUAUUGUCACUGCCACUGUCUCAAAAUGUAUUGGCUGAAGGCCAUGUCGCACGGAUAAAGCUACUCCACGUGGUGGAGUUGCCGAAGCCACGUCAGAGGUGGAGAGGCGAAGUAGAUGGAUCAGCACAUCCCUAGCCACAUGUAUGGAUUUUCCCCAAUACAGGUCACAAAGCAAUCAUUAGCAACCUAGGAGAUCAAGCAAACUAUGGACAUUCCUUGGAGGAGGGAACAUGUUUCCCAUGGCCACACAAAAUUGGGUUGGUAUCUUGCAAUGCUGCUCCCAUAAGUCUUUGCGAAGCCAUUACACACCAGCCAUCAGAAACGACCUGAGAUCGCCUUGUGCCGUGGAGAAGCCCAGCCAUGGAACCAUGAGCAAGAAAGCAGGGAAAGGGUGAACCUGGAAUCCACACUCCCAGCUGCAAAUGCCAGCACAGCACCGGGAAUCACAUCUGCUGCCCUGCUCUACUCCACAGGCUGCGGGCCAGGGCCUCCCUGCUUCUGGAUCUGACCUACUGUGCCCUACUUCGAGAUAUGAUUUGCAGACACCUAUUGAUCGAAUCCUUGCGGGAUACAGUUUCAGAGUGACGUCACACAUCUCUACAGCACAUGAAAUGCAUUCUCUUCUCUCCAAUUCAGCAGUGAGGUUGCUAUGAUGCUCCAGAUCUAAUCUCAUCUGUAAGCAAUGCAUGUAAAAUAAAUUACACAUCCUCUUCUGAAAGGAAAAAAAUAUAUUCAAUUGUCUGAGAA
Chelonia mydas (Green sea turtle) is the source of this 2467-nucleotide messenger RNA. RefSeq names its product cathepsin S-like. Bases 425 to 1423 code for a protein of 332 amino acids. The transcript is spliced from 8 exons. Lineage: Eukaryota; Metazoa; Chordata; Testudines; Cheloniidae. Gene Ontology annotation, biological process: immune response. The record is from RefSeq and is a predicted model, not a curated record. Gene Ontology annotation, cellular component: lysosome. Gene Ontology annotation, molecular function: cysteine-type endopeptidase activity.